GAAACUUUUAGAGAUAUAAAAUGCAAAAUGCAAGCAACUCAAGCUCCAAAUUGAGAGAAGUCUGUAAAAUAAAUAAAGCGUACCGAUGAUAUCACUUGCUUCAAAGAUCAUUCAAGAAAAAUUCAAAAAAUACGUGGCUAAAUCUGUACUUAUUAAAUUAUCCGCUUUUACAUUUUAUAAAAUAAAUUCAAACACCAUUAUUUCAUAAUUUUCAGAUCAAAUAUAUAUGUACGUGUGUUAAACUUUAGUAGCAUGAAAACCGAUUUAUUAUAAAGAUCUUAGGAAAAAUUAUGAAUAACAUAGUAAUCUUAAAGCAUUAACAGGGAUAUAAAAAAAAGUUGUAACUUUUGUAAUUUCGAACAGUUCCACCAGAGUAAAAUAAAAUAAAAUGAAGUGGAAUAGGAAUGUUAACCUCUUUGACGUAUACAGGUUGUCGGCGAAGAUAUUCUAAUCAAUAUUGUUGAUCUAAUUCAAUACAAAAUGUUACGAAUAAUACUUUUUAUAUUGAUAUGUUGUUUUGUUGAUGUUCAUUCUGCCAAUCUUGAAACAGUGAGUGAUGAAGAACUCAUAAAUCUCAUAAAAACUGAGAAAUAUGUAGUGGUGCUUUUCACAAACAAAGACUGCACAACAUGUGAAAACUAUGAGAAUGAGAUGAUCCAUUUAAGAGAAGAUCUAGUAAAUUCCCUGUCCGCUUGGGUUGUGAAAACUGUUGAUAGUCAAUUACUUCGUCUUUACAGUACUGAUAAAGAACCAGCACUUGUGUUCUUUAGACAUGGAAUGCCUUUACUUUACGAUGGACCUCUGAAUGCUGAAGAAAUUUUAACUAUGUUCAUUGAAAAUAAAGAACCUACAGUGAAGGAACUAACAGAUGAUACAUUUGAACAUCUAACACAGGCAAGUAGUGGAGCUACAACCGGGGAUUGGUUUGUUAUGUUUUAUAGUACAGACUGUGUGGAAUGCGUUAGAAUGAUUGCAAGAUGGGAGGCUGUAGGUGCAAAACUAAAGCAAAGGGUUAAUGUAGCACGUAUUGAUAAGUAUACAACUGGAGCAUCCACGGCAAGAAGAUUUAAUGUUUAUGAAGCUCCUGAAUUUAUAUUCUUUAGACAUGGUAAAAUGUAUCGUUAUCAGAUUUCAAAAUACGACAUUAACUCUUUUACAUCAUUUGCGAAAGAAUGGUACAGAAAUGCACGUGCUGAGCUUGUCCCUGUACCACAAAGCCCAUUUGACGAUCUCGUACAAAUGAUUGCAAAUUUCCUUCGUGAAAAUCCGUGGAUAAUGAAACUUGGCAGCAUAACAAUAGGUGUAUUUAUUAUAAUUUCUGUAGCCUCUAAAUUCAGACGUAAAACCGAGAUGGCACAAAAAAAAGACUAAUUGUUUUUUUUACCAGAGACACAUAUUAUGGGUACUACAUCAAAUUAUUAAUAUAUCAUUUAUGAUUUUAUAUAAAAUACAGAACAUAUAUGAGAUGAAUAGAGUUUUUUUUUACUAAAAAUCAAACUUUUUGUUUUUAUAUUUUUGACAAGUCGCAUAAGUUUCCAUUUUCAUAUAUUUGAUCAAUACCCAUAAUAUAGAUGUUUUAAAGAGAUACAAAUACGUAUAUAUUUUAUUUCUAAUAACUGCGGUUUUUAUUUCGUAUAAAAUAUGUAUUAGUCACUGCGUCUAAAUUUUUUUUAACACAAAUAUUUUCUACGUUUUACAAUAAAUAUUUUUAAAUUAAAAUUUCUCGAAAAACAUGCAUAAUGGUAAAAUAUUUCCUAGAUAUGAUAUGGUUUUCCCUCAAAAAAAUCAUCUGAAUUAAUGUAACAAAGUAUUUUAUAUUUACAUAUACCUAUUUAAAAAAUUAAAUAAAAACAGAUUGAAAAUAAUAUAUUUAUUUGGGUAAACGUUGUACUUUAACUUAUUUGUGAUAAAUAAAUGUUUUUGUUUGAAUGUGAGUCCCUUCACAUUCAUUAGAUAACACAUACCUUCAUUACCUUUAUUACCAGUAGAAAAAUAAAGUAAAAAUAUAAUAUCAAAUGCAUAAAGAUCUUUGUAUCUUUCUGUAACUUAAUGACUUCAUGGAUGAUUAUGUUUUGUUUUGUAUCUUAUACUCUUUGUAGUUUCCAAUAUAUACUUAAUGCUAUACUAUUCAUUCACAAGACACUCUGUGCUACAUAUAUUGGAGCAAGUAGCUUUGUGCAUUGUAGUAAUAGUAUUCACUCUUUAUGAUAAUUUUAGUUUUAUCAACAGAAAAUAUUGCAUCUAUCUUAAACAUUAUCAACUGAUAUAUUUAUCCUAAAGACAGUAGAUGAAUCAGCUAGUGCCAUUCUGAUACUAUUCUCAAACUUUUCUUGUAUGGACGAAAAUUCCAUCAUAUUGCUUGGUUUUGAAUCAAUCCAAAAUCCAUCAAAUUCAUAGAAAAGAUAACAAUAAAGUUGAUGGAAUGCACGAAUUGUUGGAAAACUCUUCGAAGAGUUGUAAAUAUGAGUCUUGGCACUUCCAUCCCUUAACAAUCUUAGAGCCAUACUUGUUAAAUUUAUCCCAACUAUGGCAAAUGCAUAACCAUAACGUGGAUGUGUAGAAUGUGACAACACAUGUGUCGCAGCACUGGGAUAUUCUUGAGCAAAAUAAACUAAAUUUUCUAGUCCCAAAAUUCCCAUUCCACGGAAAUCUGUUUUAGGAUCAUCUCCCUGAAAGCCAAUGUGUUGCCAUUGUUUGGUAACUCUAGCAUCUAAAGGCUCAUAAGGCAUCAACAAAUUCCACAACUUUAACAGUAAUAACUCGUGCUCUGGAUUGUCAGCAUCAUAAGGUGUCUUUCUAAGUUCUUCACAUUCCACACAAAGUUGUCUAUAGCCCCAAAUUAAUUCUACACAUUUACCAAAUGACUUGGCAAAGUCAGGAUGAGCUGUUGGAUUUAUUUUCUUGGUCACCAAUAUGGUCACAAUAGCUUCCUUCAAGAUUUUUUGUUUUGUCUGUUUUGUAAUUGCACGCUGAUCAGCAAAAUCAUUCAAAUAGACUAUAAGAGUUUUAAUAUUAGCAUUCCUAGAUAACUUAAGGGAUUCUUCUACAGCUAGUGUUCUCGGUGCUCCACACAGUUCUCCAUAACAAAUUCUUUGAAGUUCACACAUUCGCGUUGUGUGCCUUAAUAACCAUUUUAUAAUGGGUCUGAAAUACCAGCACACUAGUGACCAGAAGUGUACAAACAUGUUUUUUUGAUAAUUAAGAACUUUGAUAUAAUCGUUUUAUAUUCAAGUUGUAAUUAACCUCUUUCUGUCAUGGUAUCUCGACACGUAUAGUUUCUGUCACUAAUUUAAAAUAACGAGAUUCGAAAAUCAACACUUUGAAACGUAUUUCGACAAAUACGUUUUCUUGUUUUCACCAUUACAAUUAAAAUCAAUGCACAUAACCUGUGCAAUAACGUAACUAACUUGCAUGUAUGACAGAAAGUUUAAUUGUGGUAAAUGAAAAAUUUCAUCUAUUCAGUUUGUUUGUAAUUAACAAAUCUACAGCUUCUAUAUUAUUAUUACGGGAAAAUUAUUAAGAUAUUUUAAAUAUUCAACUUGAAUACAGAGAAAUCAAUAAUAACCUACUAAACUAACAUUGUAUUGAUGGUAGAAGAGGCCACUCACUACAAUUAUCCUGUACCAAAAAAUUCAAUAUAACACACGUACCCAUGUUGUAUAGAGACAGUAGAUUUUCUUUUAAAAUGAAACAUUGUGGUAGUACAUAAAGAGAAAAUAUAAAACUUUAAAUAUUUGUAUCGUUCUUAUGAGUGACUGGACGUAAUGAAAAAACAAUAUCAUAUCAUAAAAUAAAAUAACUUCAGUCAACUAGAUCUUUAAAUACUCUAUCUCUCGUUUAAAAAGUUUGUCAAAUCGGCAAUUUUAAGAAAAUAUUACAAAUGGAAAACGAACAUGGAUCUUUGACAGAAAUUUCAACGGACAGUUCAAGCAACACGGAUAGCGUUCAGAAUGUUGAUAAUCAAUGCAAAGAAUUAUCAGACGAGAAACAGAGGAAAAAAGAUGAAACAGAUGUUGACUUAACAUUGGAUUUAGGAAACAUGUUGCCGAAUUAUGAUUGUAUUUCUGAGAAUGAAAAUGACGAUUCGUUAGAAAAGCUCUCAGCUGUUCUCGAACAACCGGAAGAUUCGAUGAUUUUAGACGGUGUACAAUUGAUCGAAGACGAACAAGACAAUAAAGAUUUAAACUGCAUUCUUCGGGAACGCAUAGAAUCGCUUAAUGAGAUAAUGAGAAAUUUAAAGGAAGAACUGAAGAAAGAAAUCGAACUUUGGAGAAAAGAAAGAGAAGAAUUGCAACUUUUACGCGAGAAAGAUGAUGCAUUGGCUUUAGAGGAAGCAACUGCCGCUGCACGCGCAGCUGCGGCAGCUUAUGCUGCCGAAUCGCCAUUAUCUAACAAUUUGGGCGAUAUUUUAGACAUUACCUCGGAGGAUGUGUUCACAGAAUUGACAAUCCUCGAAUACGAGAAACGUUUGGCUAAGUAUCAAGACGAAUAUUCGUUAAGCCAGGCAGAGAAACGUUAUAAUGCACGAUGGAAAAUGAUGGCGAACGCGUACAAACAGAAAUUGAUGGAAGUGGAACGACUUUGUAACGAGGAAUUGGAGAAAGUUCAAAAAAACGUAGAUCAUUUGCAACCACUGAAAGAGAUGGUAUCGCAAUGGUAUCUCGACGAAGAAAACCAUGGCGAUUCCAUCAAAAGAACCGAUUUCGUUGCAAAUGCGCAGAAGCUCGAUAUUGUCAACGAGAAUGGUACGCAUAACCGUUACAAGUUUCAAAAGAUCGACGCAGAAGUCAAUAUGGCGCCAGAAAUAUUCGUUGCUCGAUUCAAAUCCGACGAUCUGAGAAAGACAGAUAAACUUUGCGGAUAAAUUCCUCUUCACGUGAUAACUUUCAAUAAUAACAAUAAAAUUCAAUAAACGAUUG
Messenger RNA from Heterotrigona itama, 4919 nucleotides. The record is from the annotation of a GenBank genome assembly. Lineage: Eukaryota; Metazoa; Arthropoda; Insecta; Hymenoptera; Apidae.